Molecule: messenger RNA, 615 nt
Organism: Paramacrobiotus metropolitanus
Lineage: Eukaryota; Metazoa; Tardigrada; Eutardigrada; Parachela; Macrobiotidae
Product: dehydrogenase/reductase SDR family member 11-like
Exons: 5
Coding region: 1-615 (204 amino acids)
Source: RefSeq, a predicted model, not a curated record
AUGGAGCGCUGGAAAGGACGAACCGCACUGGUCACCGGUGCAUCAUCCGGCAUCGGGUACGGUGUCGCCGAUGCGCUGGCCUACAGCGGAAUGACCGAAUUGGCGAAGAAACAUGCAAAUGGUCCUGGAAACGUGAAUGCCAUUAAGUGCGAUGUUACUAACGAGAAUGAAGUCCGCGCAAUGUUCGAGCAUAUCAAGAAACAGUAUAAACAUAUCGACGUCUUGAUUAACAAUGCCGGACUGAUCAAGCUGGAUUCCUUGGUAGCGGGUCGAACAGAGAAAUGGCGUGAAAUGCUAGAAGUUAACAUCAUGGGAUUGUGCAUGUGUGCACGGGAAGCGUUGAAACUUAUGCAAGAAGAUGGAAUCAGUGAUGGAACCAUCAUCAACAUUAACAGUCGAGAUAUUAGUCCGGGUAUUGUGGCAACGGAAAUUUUUCAGCGAUCCAUGGCCGACGUCCAAGAUUUGUCGUCCGAUCAGCCUUAUUCGAAGCAACCGGAGUUUGAGAAACUGAGCCCAAAGGACAUUGCCGAUAGUGUUAUAUACGUCUUAUCUGCGCCGCCGCACGUUAAUGUUAAAACUCUAAUUGUAUGUGCAACACAGCAGCCGGAAUUGUAG